GAAUUAAUAUUGUCAUUGCCAGUGACGAGUACACCGUCGUCGGACUGUCGGAGUGUGGUCGAAUUCGCCUGUUCGCGUCAACGAGAGAUAAAACGAGCGACGAUAACCGUUUAGCGAAGGAAUUAAUAAAAUAGUGAAAAACAAAAUGAAACGAAGGGAAUCGUUGAAACCGGCGGCUAAAAAAACGGACGAAUUGCCGUGGGAUUUCUUCGACAGGUGCCUGUUGCCGAUAAUUUUCUCGCACGCGGCCGCCAUCGUCGUGUCAUUCGUGUUGAAUAUUUUACGAAUUUCGCAAAUUUCCAGUUUCUCGUUGUUUAUCAUUUUCGUAUUGGCGACAGUUAGCGUAACAAUUUGUUAUCAUAAUUUGCAGGUAUCGACCGCUGGAAAAGCUGUUCUCAUCACUAGUUGCGAUAACAAUGUCGGGUAUGCGUUGGCCAGACAACUGGAUGAUUUGGGAUUCACCGUAUACGCCGGAUUUGCCGAGAAGAAUAAAGCUGCUAAACUGAAAGAAGAGUCUUCGGCGCGUUUACAUAUUUUGCAACUGAAUGUUACCUCGGAUUCGGACAUAAAAGCAGCUUACGAUUACGUUCACAAAACUUUACCGUCUGGCGUUUCAGGUCUGUGGGCUAUCGUGAACAAUACAACGUGGGCUGCUUUCGGCGAAUUCGAAUGGUUGCCUAUCGACGUGUAUAAACAAUCGAUCGACAUAAAUUUGACCAGCGUUAUCAAACUAACGCAAAUUUUCCUGCCCUCGAUCCGCCGUACCAGAGGUCGCAUCGUCAACGUUUCCAGUAUUACGGGACGUAUCCCAUCCGAAUUACGUUCGUCUUUAUGUACGGUGAAAGCAGCCAUCGAAGCUUUCAGCGAAUGCUUGAGAAUGGAGCUGAAAAAAUGGUCGGUGAAUGUAAUCGUCGUCGAACCUGGAACGUACACCACAGGCUGUUGGUUCGAUGAUCAAAAGAUUUUAAGCGACGCUAGAAACAUGUGGAGACGAAUGAGCGACGAUGUCCGUAAACAUUGUACCCAGGAUUAUUUCGAAUUCAAAGUUAGAUCGCUGCCGGAAUACGAAAACGCUGAAAAGGAGAUAAACGUAUUACCUACGGUUAGAUCGCUGACUGAUGCUGUUUACAAAACAUUCCCACUACCCAGAUACACGCCGAUCACUAAACAAGAAAAAUUGCAGAUUUUCGCCGCUCAGCAUUUACCAGCUGGAAUUUAUCAAAUUUUAUAUUCGUGAUUGCGCGCUGCAUUUCAUCAACUUCACAACGUACUCGUAUCUGCGUUCUAGUCGAAAUUUUCUUCUAUUCACCGUGCACGAAAACAAUACCAACUGCCUGAUUUACUUCUAAGUACCUACUUAAGUUCUAGGUAUUGUAUUCGUAUUGUGCAAACGUAUAUAAAUGCAUUUAACAUUAUUUUAUUAUUACCUACCUACGUAUAAAUAUCCUCGUGUGCAGUGCUGCUGCUGAUGCCGGUUCCUUUGCCUGGGUAAAGUCUUCCUUUAUAUCCUUGUCGAAUGUAAAUGUAUCUAUUAACUGUACCUAUCUCAAUAUCUGUUUGUUCUAUGUAUGUACUUAUUGUACUGUAACUGAUACCUAUUCCUCCAUACUUAUGUGUAAAUCUACCCCCGAAAAUAAACCGAACAUUUCUUCAA
Planococcus citri (citrus mealybug) is the source of this 1654-nucleotide messenger RNA. Its product is annotated as D-beta-hydroxybutyrate dehydrogenase, mitochondrial. The transcript has 7 exons. Gene Ontology annotation, cellular component: intracellular membrane-bounded organelle. Gene Ontology annotation, biological process: steroid metabolic process. The record is from RefSeq and is a predicted model, not a curated record. Gene Ontology annotation, molecular function: oxidoreductase activity. Bases 146 to 1237 code for a protein of 363 amino acids. NCBI's taxonomy places the organism in Eukaryota, Metazoa, Arthropoda, Insecta, Hemiptera, Pseudococcidae.